UUGAUUGGAAGAAUAUGUAAUGCACCCUUAUUGAUCAAUCUUCGUUGUGAACAGAGCAAAUGACUGCUGCGAGGAGCGCAGCGAUCUUCCCUACACUUUGAAAGAGUUGAGAAACUAUGGAAAAAUCACAACUGUAAUCCUGCUGUAUAUUUACGUAAGAAUCGAAGCAGAGCGCUUUAAUAAGCACACGUUCUGGCAGCGUUCACCGGCCGUCUUACAGCAAUAGGAUUUGAGAUGUGUGAUGGAGUCACAGGUAAUUCCUCUGGAUCCCAGACAAAAACCCUGAUGGGCUUUAGGAUCACGUUACUGGCCGCUGUGUGUGAGAGAUGGAGUGAUAAAAACAGCUUUCUGGACAUGAUGUCGAUCGACGGACACUGUCCCGCCUUCAUCAAGACGGAGCCGUCGAGCCCUUCUUCUCUGUCGGACAGUCUGACCCAGCACAGUCCCGGGGCGUCGUCGGACGCCGGGAGCAGCUACAGUUCAGUAACUAAAGGGAAGCCGACAGGCCUGGACUCUCCUGCGGCGGAGGUGGAUCUGAGGCGUCCCGGCGCCCCCUGCAGGCUGCUGGAGGAAGCGCAGGAGAAGAGCGGAUACGCGCUGAGCUCGGGUCCCAAACGCCUGUGCCUCGUGUGCGGAGACGUUGCGUCCGGUUUUCACUACGGAGUGGCUUCCUGCGAGGCCUGCAAAGCUUUCUUCAAACGCACCAUUCAAGGAAAUAUCGAGUACAGUUGUUCGGUCAGCAGAGACUGUGAGAUCACUAAAAGAAGGAGGAAGUCCUGUCAGGCCUGCCGCUUCACUAAGUGUCUGUCCGUGGGAAUGCUGCGAGAAGGUGUGCGUUUGGACCGGGUGAGAGGAGGAAGACAGAAAUAUAAGAGGAGAAUCGACUCUGAUUCCAGCGUCUUCUUCAGUGUACAGCAACCUCACAGAAAACAACCAUCCUGCAGCACUCUGGGGGAGAAUAAGGUAGUGACCCUGCUGUUGGGGGCGGAGCCAGAGAAGGUGUGUGCCAUGCCUGACCCCGCCCUUCCCGACAGUGACAUCAAAGCCCUAACGACCCUGUGUGACCUCGCCGACAGAGAGCUGGUGCUUAACAUCAGCUGGGCCAAAAACAUACCAGGUUUCUCCAGCCUCUGUCUGUCUGAUCAGAUGAGCCUCCUGCAGAGCGCCUGGAUGGAGAUCCUCGUCCUGCGCGUGGCUUUCCGCUCGCUGCCCUGCGAGGACAAGCUGGUGUUUGCGGACGAUUACAUCAUGGAUGCUGAACAGGCCAAAUCAGCAGGUCUGCUGGAGCUCCACAAGGCCAUAUUACAGCUGGUGAGCAGGUACAGGUCCAUGAGGCUGGAGAAAGAAGAGUUUGUCACUCUGAAAGCCAUCGCUCUCGCCAACUCAGACUCGAUGCAUAUAGAGGACGUGGAGGCCGUUCAGGGUCUUCAGGACUCUCUCCAUGAAGCUCUUCUGGAUUACGAGUGUGUCCAUCACAGGGAAGACCCCCGACGGGCGGGGAAACUCAUCAUGACCCUUCCACUCCUCCGCCAGACCUCCGCCAAAGCCGUGAGGCAUUUCUGCAGCAUCAAGCAGGAUGGACGCGUUCCCAUGCACAAACUCUUCCUGGAACUUCUGGAGGCAAAUGUCUGAUCCUUCACCUGAUUGGACCGUCAAACACGCCCCUCCAGCACACGACUGGAUGAAGGAUUAUUCACGGAUCCAGGGAAAACAAAAGGCGCUCGUCAUUGUCAUGACACAUAACAAUAAUACAGGAUGUUCUCAGACAAAUACAGUUUGUUUCAUAUAGCUGAGGAUCAGAGAAAACUAAAAAAUGAAGUAUCAAAUAUACAUACUGUUUAAAAUUAUCAUUAUUUUUUAGGAAAUUCAUAAUUUUAUUGCACAAGGAUGCAUUCAAUUGAUCAAAAGUGACGGUAAAUACUUCUAUAAUGCUACAAAAAUUCAUAUUUCUUUUUUUUACUUUCUGGUUAUCAAAGGAUCCAAAACGCAUUAUGGUUUCAACAAAAUAUAAUGUUUUCAACAUAGGAAAUUUCUUAAGCUACAAAUCAGCAUAUUAAAUGAUUUCUUAAGGAUCGUGCGACUCUGAAACUUCAGCAGGAAUACAUUACAUUUUUAAAUAUAUUCAGAUACAAAGCAGUCAUUUUUUAAUUGUAAUAUUAUUUCACAAUAUUGCAGAUUUUGAUCAAAUAAAUGCAGCCUUGGUGAGCAUAAAAGUGAGCCCAGACAUUAACGAGCGAGUGCUGGAAUAAAUAUUGUUAAAUUAUUGGAGAAACUACAUUUUAAUCUUGAAGGUGUUUAUUGUUUGCAUUUUAUUUAUCAAGUUAAGUUAUUGAAGACUUAUUUAAAAAAAAAAAAAAAAAAAAUUUUCAGUUUUCAUAAGAGCUUUAUCACAGUAGAGAGCAUCAGCAUUGCCAAAUAUUAGUAGUCAGUAAUUGCUCUCCUCACGCAGAUAUGAAGAAAAAAACUACUGCAGAAUUUAAAUUAAAAGGACUCAGAGAUGCAGAAAUAUAACAUACAGAUGAACAGAAGUUAAGUGUAGAAACAUCAAACAGACCCCAAAGCACUUCUACUGAAAAGGUGAGAUGAUUAGCAUAAUAGAUAACAUAAUGAAGGAUUUUUUUUUUGUCUUCAGACGCUUGUAUUUAGAUCUGCACAACUAAAGGUGAUUGCAGCUUUUAUUUAUUCCAUAAAUGCCAUGUUUUACCACAUAAACCUUUUAAUUUGCCAGACAGGAAGGUUCUUGCUCAGUCAGUGACAGAAAAGAAAAGCCAUAGUAAUAUCUGUUCUCAGCUCAUUCACCGAGAUGUGAAAUUAUCUUCUAAUGCAACAACUGAAUGUUAUUCGAUUUACUUUUCUAUCUCUCAAUUCUGACUUUUUUCCCAGAAUCGCGUGACAUUAACUCACAGCUGCAUAUGGACAAGCCUGAAUUGCAAAGUAUAAACUAAGUCAUUAUUGCAAGAUAUAAACUUGCAAAAAUAGCGACUUUUAAAAUGCACUGUAUAACACUCUAUAACGAGUUAAUUUUUCAUGGUAAACAUAAUAUGCAUAUCAUAUUUUUUUUCUUUCUUUGACGUUUAUAUUUCACAAUCCUGGGAGAAAAGUCAGACUUGGUUAGAUAUAAUUACCUUUAUUUUUUUUAAUCCUGUGGCGGAAACGGGUUUCCGUAGUUAGGCUUUUUGGUGUUCAGACAUUUAAUAUGUUUACCGUAACAAAGGAAACAGUAGAUACAAGCUACACGUAUCUAUUUGAGAUAAAGAAAAAUGUGUCUGUGAAUACGAAUAACAUCAUCUUCCUUCAGUCUCUGAGGAACUAUUUGUCGUUGUGUGUGUUUUACACCAUUUCUGCUUGUGAAGGUUUGUGGAUAUUGUACGACACUCAAUUUUGUCUCAUUGAUUAUAUGCAUUUUUUUUUUUUUUUAAUAAAUGUCAAAAAUGACAAAUGCGUUCAACAACAAUGCAUUAAACAGUGAA
Puntigrus tetrazona (Sumatra barb) is the source of this 3470-nucleotide messenger RNA. RefSeq names its product estrogen-related receptor gamma b (gene esrrgb). Gene Ontology annotation, cellular component: nucleus. Gene Ontology annotation, molecular function: DNA-binding transcription factor activity; sequence-specific DNA binding; zinc ion binding. Bases 235 to 1632 code for a protein of 465 amino acids. NCBI's taxonomy places the organism in Eukaryota, Metazoa, Chordata, Actinopteri, Cypriniformes, Cyprinidae. Gene Ontology annotation, biological process: regulation of DNA-templated transcription. The transcript is spliced from 7 exons. The record is from RefSeq and is a predicted model, not a curated record.